UCCUGAUUCGCUGUUUCCGUGCUCGUCCCGCCUCCCCGGCAUCUAGAUUGGCUUUUCACCCGCCCUCGCAGUUAGCGCGCUAGGAGAGAAGCAGCCACGCCCGCGACGUGAGCUGAGCAACGCCGAAAACGAUGGCAGGCUCGGCGUUGGUGGCUCGGGCUCGGCUCGGUGUCUCGGGUAUGAGGGUCCUGCAAACCCGAGGUUUCGUCUCGGACUCGUCGGAGAGCAUGGAUUCGGGCGCUGGCUCCAUCCGAGAAGCUGGUGGGGCCUUCGGAAAACGCGAGAAGGCUGAAGAGGAUCGGUACUUCCGAGAGAAGACUAAAGAACAGCUGGCUGCCCUGAGGAAACACCACGAAGAUGAGAUUGACCACCAUUCAAAGGAGAUAGAGCGUCUGCAGAAGCAAAUUGAACGGCAUAAGAAGAAGAUUAAAGACUUAAAGAUUAGUCAUCAUUAGAUGCACGCAGGCAGUCCCUCGCAGAGUGGCCCGUAUCAUUCCCCACUUCUGUAGAGACAUUGUUUUGAAAGAUUAAUAUUUGGUCUGUGUGCUACUAACAUAAUAAAUUGUCACCAGGAAA
Mastomys coucha (southern multimammate mouse) is the source of this 576-nucleotide messenger RNA. RefSeq names its product ATP synthase inhibitory factor subunit 1 (gene Atp5if1). The record is from RefSeq and is a predicted model, not a curated record. Gene Ontology annotation, cellular component: mitochondrion. Gene Ontology annotation, molecular function: ATPase inhibitor activity. NCBI's taxonomy places the organism in Eukaryota, Metazoa, Chordata, Mammalia, Rodentia, Muridae. The transcript has 3 exons. The coding region runs from base 132 to 455 and encodes 107 amino acids. Gene Ontology annotation, biological process: negative regulation of ATP-dependent activity.